Molecule: messenger RNA, 13267 nt
Organism: Nilaparvata lugens (brown planthopper)
Lineage: Eukaryota; Metazoa; Arthropoda; Insecta; Hemiptera; Delphacidae
Gene: bon
Product: transcription intermediary factor 1-alpha
Exons: 22
Coding region: 2030-6664 (1544 amino acids)
Biological process (GO): positive regulation of DNA-templated transcription
Cellular component (GO): nucleoplasm; chromatin
Molecular function (GO): ubiquitin-protein transferase activity; zinc ion binding; protein binding
Source: RefSeq, a predicted model, not a curated record
UCUUUCGUGUGUGUGUCUUGACACUGACCGUGUUGUGUAGUGAGUUGAAAUUUUGUAACAAUAUUGUUUUUCAUGUGAUAUUUUAAUAAGAAGAACGUGUUAUUUAGUUUUAUUUGGAUGUAUCAGUGUUAUAUUUACAAUCUUUGUUAACAAUUGCCCUGUGAUUACGGUUCUAUACAUGUGAGAAUCUGACCCAUGAAAACUGGCAGGCGUCUCACUACGGAGAGAGAAAUUGGCUCCUAAAUGAAACAAUAUCACAAUCUAAGGAGUCCUGUUCUGAGAUUCAUGUGUGUGUUAUCAAGAAUUUUUGGAUGACUACUAUUUGUGAUCUCACCUGACGUGGCUUUAUUGUUGAUUUCAUUUGGAAGUUUGUUUAGAAAUUCAUAACUGGGAUUUUCUGUUGUGGAAAGUGUUGAAAAUCUAGUGAAUUGGCCAUGUCCAACUGCAAUUUUCCAAUUUGUCUCUCACCCACAGAGGAAAACAGUGAAGAUGCUAAUAAAACUAAGCAGCUACCACGGGAAAAACCACUGAAGGUAUCGUACAAGAAUAAAAUGAAAGCUAAACGUGCCCUAAUUAAGCCGGGUGAAGUAGCAACCGUGAUUGAUUUACAGACUGAAAACAAAGAAAAUGUCAAUCCAUUUCAUGAAGCUGAAAAUCAAGGCGUUGGAAAACAACAGGAAGUCAUGAAGAAAAUUGAUUCUAAGAAAUCCGGAGAUGUAAGGGUUGAUAAAAAUAAAACUGUACUGAGUGAUUCAGAUGCUUCAACGAAGGAAGGGAAGAUCACUAGAAAAAAUGUGUUGAAGUCUAGGAAUGACAGUGAAACUCUGAAAAACAUACCUUCAAGAUCAGAUUUGGACGAUAUUAAAGUUUUGAAGGAUUUGGGGAGAAAUAAAAAUAAGAAAGAGACUGAUGGUGGGAAUGUUAAUGUUGAAAAGGACAAAAAUCAGAAAGUGGCGGAGAACAAAGUGAAUGAAUGUGAGAAGCAGAGAAAAGAGAACGUUAGAAAGAAAGUGAAAGGGAAAGUUGUUAAGAAUCGAAGAGAUAGCGAUGAUCUUUUCAAAAUUAAUAUCAGUACCAGCCGCAAAGAUCUGUCUUUCAUGAAUAAUGAGCCCCUGCACAGAAAUGAAACAAGUGUGAAGGAAAACUGCAGUAAAAUUGAGGUGAAGAAAGAAGAAAAAGAUGUAAUAACAGACGAAGAGAAAUGUGGUGAAAGUCAAGCUACUGAAAUAGAAGAGGAAGAUGCAAGCAAGGAAGAAUGUAGAGGACGGAGAAAAAAUGAUGCAGUGAUUAUCGAUGGUGUAGAAAUUCUUGAAGCUAGUGAUUCUGUGAACUUAGAGGAAAACCCAGAGCUACGAAAAGAUGAUAGUAAAAUUGAUGAACAACUAGGUAAAAAUGAAUUUGAGGAAGAUUGUCAAAGAAAGGAGAAAAGUAUGUCACUAGUUUCAAACGAUUGCACAGAGGAAUAUGUAGCAAAUGAAGAUGGUCAGCAAAGCGGGAAGGAAAAUAGAAUUAGUUAUGUGGAAAAGAAACAGUUUGGAAACACAGGGGAAGAUAAAAGGAACGCCGAUAAGUCUCCCAAAAAUGAACAACAAUCAAUGCUAGAAGAAACAAUAGAAGAAGUAGCUGCUUCUAAGGGUGGGGUAGGUGAUGGUCCAGAAUGUUUAAACAAAGAUAAGGAACAUGACAAUUUAGAGAAGGAGAAUGAAGGUGCCAAGGAAGACGAUAGCAAACCUCCGGAUUCACCUAUUCCUCAGGAGUCAAAUAGACGUAAAAAUAGAAACGAAGAUGGAGAGAGACCUAAUCUUGAAAAACAGGAGUGUGAGCGGAAAAAGCUAACCCGGAAAAAACCUUCUAGUUGUCAGAUUCUUCCAUAAUUGAUAACAAACUUUCCCCUAUUCAUAACAAAUGUCCAGCGGGCAAAGGAGAUAAGAAUAAGAGGAGAGUUAUUUUGGGCAUUUUGAAUGAGAAUAAAGGUGGAAACCGCUACAAAAACGAUUGUUUCUCGUGUGAAGUCGUAGCCAGGCAGGUGAUGAAUGAGGAGACAAAUUGGUUGGGGAAUAGUCCCUAUGUUUCCUUCCUAGAUCGAGAUGAUGACGAAAGCAGACGUAUCGAUGCUUUCAAUUUUGAAUUGGCCAAAAAAAGAAGCUUGGAAGACUACUUGAAUAAAGUGAAGAAGAAAAAAAUGUUGAAUGAGGAGGGAACAUUGUUGAAAGAUAAGACUACGACAAAAUCAAGUGAAAGAGAGUCUGACAACGUUGUGGAUUUGAUUUCUCCAGUAUCAAGUAAAGUACAGGAUGAAGUGAGGAAAAGAAAAAGAAAGAAACUUCCCUUUGUUAAGUAUAGCACUGAAAAACCGUCUCAGAAAAACGCUGAUGAUGAAAGAAACUCAAGCCUUUUGGAUACGUCGUUUUGUGUGACAGAUGACAGCUCGGUAUGUAGAACUGCUGAUGAAAUUGAUACAAUCACCACUGAAAAACAAGAUGAACUCUGUGAAAGUCUUGAUCAAGAUAUGAGCUUAUCUACAGAAAUUGAAAUUAGAAAAGAAAAACAACAAAGCGAUGAGAUUCAAACUACUGAAAAACAAGUUGAAAAUGUGGGGAACUUUGAUUCAUUUGUACCGUUUCCAACAGCAAUUGAGAAAAGAGUUGGUGUAGACGAGUGUGAAGAGCAAAAUGUGAGUGAAAAGUCUAAACAGCAGAGCUCUUCUGUUCUGUCUUUGUCUAGUGGAGAGAAUGUUGAAAUCCCCAAGAGAAACACCCUGCAUCUAUCACAUACAGGAACACUGAUUCAAAGCAAACCAGUUUGCAAACGGCUAUCCAAGAAUAAGAGAAUUUUAAUCAGGAAAAUUUAUGGCUAUCGAGUAAUAGGAAAAGGCAACCGAACUAUGAGACUUCAUGACGACAAGACGACCAGCAGCAUCAGUGCAGCUAUGAAUAUGAAGAUGGAUCACGAGCAAGCGAACUCGGCGGAGGUAUCCGCCAAACGGCCGCCACCCGUCAUCAAGAUCAAAACGGAGCCAGAGCUGGCGACCGCAGCCGCAGCCGCUAGCGGCAACAGUAGCAGCAGCAGCAGCAGCAGUAGUAGCAACGGCUCGGAGGAGAUCACAGCCAGUAUGGCGGCAAGUGCUAGCGACACGACGCCCGCCAACCCGUGGACGUCGACCAAGUGCAUAUUCUGCGGCCAAAUGUUGAGUGCCAACGAUGACCCCAAACUGUUGGAGUGUUUGCAUGCCGCCUGCAAACACUGUAUCACCAGUCGACUCAAGGAGAACCCCAUACUCGAGGCUGAUGGCAUAGCAACGGAUAACAUAGUGAGGUGUCCGCGAUGCCUGGUGAACUGUCGGCAAAGCAUGAUCAUCGACAACCUUUUUCUGUCGGAGUGUCUGGCGACGUCGGGGGUUGUGGGUGGCGGGGGGGCCGACGGGGGUGACGGCACCGAGUCCGGCGAGCAGAGAAUGGGCGACCUCAAGUGCGGCAGUUGUGCCGAGACUGGCGUCACCAGUUGGUGUGUCGAGUGUGCCGAAUUCAUCUGUGACAUCUGUGUACAGGCUCAUAUGAGGCUGAAAAUAACAAAAGAUCAUACAAUUAAACCAAAGGAAGAAGCAGAACCGGAGAGUAAUGCUGCUCAUCAAGGAGCUCUCCCUAAAAGCCAGCUCUGUUCGGUGCAUCGACAAGAAAGACUAACACUAUUCUGUGAAGCAUGCGACCGGCUGACGUGUCGCGACUGCCAGUUGACAACGCACCGCGACCACAAGUACAAGUUUAUCAACGAGAUUGCAGCAGAAACGCGCACCUUGAUAAGCGGUCUACUGUCGGAAGUUACGUACAAGAGAGUGCUGCUCAAGAGCGCCAUGAAGGUCAUCGACGACCGACAACGGUUGAUUCUCGAAAAACGCAAGGAGCUCGUCAACGACAUCACCGAGAUGGUUGUCAAGCUGACCAACACCAUCAACACGAGGGGGAAGCAGCUGGUUGUGAGGCUGAACGACGUGUGCGAUGCGAAGCAGCAGACGCUCAACGAGAAGAAGCAGGCACUCGACCAGCUGUCCAACCUCACCGAUGACUGCAUCGAAUUCGUCAACAACGCACUCGACCAGGGCAGCGACAUGGCCCUGCUAGCCAGCAAAACGAACUUGACCGCACACCUUCAGAGGAUAAAGAGUCGCCGUGCCGACAUUCCGAAUCCUGAAAUACCCGUGAGGAUAAGCUUGUGCUUGGAUAAGGUUCCUGAACUCAUAAAAGUUGCCUCAUCGAUAGGCUCGAUCAUGGUCGACGGCCGAACAUACCCGCCAUCAAGCAGCAGUGGGGGCAGCAGUACCCCUUCCCCAGCAGCUGCUGGGUCGGGGGCGGCGAGGCUAGCCACGCCCCCUGCGGCCGUUCCACCAAUCAACAUCAAGACGGAGGCUGGCCACAAGGGGCAUCCCCCUGCCUACGAGUCGGUGGCUCCGCCCCCACCCCUGCAACAGGCUCCGUCUCUUGCCGGGGGCGGGGCUCAGGCGGCCGCCAUAUUGGGACCACAGCACCAACAACAACAGCUCAUGUCGCGCCACUACACAAGUCCACCGCAGCAGCAGAUGUCUCCGGCGGCAGUCUACCAGCAGCAGCAGAGUCGCACCUCUCCACUGCAGAGCAUGGCCCAAAUGCCGCAGCAGAUUGCACGCAACCUACAGCAGCGAGUCCACCACAACCAAGGAGCAGUGAGCAUGACUCGAGUUGGAGGCGGUCCACAUCAACAACAGGUGACGUCAUCGACCGACGGUGGAGCGAGGGGUGUGGGAGGAGGAGAUGGUGGCCUGCGCUCCAUGUUGUCGCUGCACUACCACCAACAACAACAGCACCAACAACACCAACAACAACUGCAACAACAGCAGUUGCAUCAGCAGCAGCAGGCCGCUCAUCAGCAGUUCAUGGCAAACCACGCAAUGCGCACGACAUCACCUCAGAACCCGCAGAUAUACGUGCAACACAGGCUGGGUGGUGGAGCGCCCAACGUGAUUGUGACCGCCUCCUCGACACAGCCCGGGUAUCUGCCUCCUCCGCAGGGUCAUCCGCCCCAUAUGGUCGCAGCCCAGCCACGGUAUCCUUCACCCUAUCAAGCUCAGAAUUCUCCUGCAAAAGAAACCUCAAAACGUUUAAGUUCUCCUUCCAUCGUUCACCGAUUUUUUGAUCUGAGCCGUAAAUCAUCCAAAUUUAGGACGAUAGCACAACAGACCCACAGCCGUCCGCCUGCCGGUUCAUACAGCUCGACAGCCAGGCAACUAGUGCAGCGCGUCCAGUCGCCACACAGCUCCAACCAGCAGCAACAGUCGCGACAGUCGCAGUCGCCGGCCGCAGCGACCGCUGGCAUCCUGUGGCACAUUCCGCAGUCGCAGGCGGCUGCUGCUAAGCAACAGUCGCAGUCGUCAACGUCUGCAGUCGCGGCACCUCCGCCUCCGCCACUCAUACAGCUGCCUCUCGACCAGGACACCUCCUUCAAGAUCACGCUCAAACAGCAGAUUAACAGUCAAGCAGCACCUAGUUCAGGCAGCAAGACACCGGCUGCAGGGGGGACUUCGGGUACAGGGGGAGCUGGUGGGGGGGUGGCGGUGACGUCAUCAGUGCCCAAGACCCCCUCCCCUCGUCUCUCCACCAAGGCCAGCGAUGACGCCGAAAAGUGUCUCGACAAGUUCUGUCAGGACUCAGUGAACGACCUGAUGAUGACCAUAGCCAAGCUGGACAGUCAGGGCACAGAGAUGAUUCCGGAGGUGGUUGGGGGGGAGACGAACGGAACCCCCCAAGUGGACAGCUCCACUGACAGCUCGGCUGUUACCCCUUCCCCCCUCCCACGACCCGCCUCAACCUCCAACACUCAAGGCAAUUCCAAUGCUCACAGACAGGGUCAAUCACAGAGAGAAAGUCAAAAAGAUGACCCGAACGAAGACUGGUGUGCUGUGUGCCUGGACGGAGGGGAGCCAGUGUUGUGCUGUGACUACUGUCCCAAGGUGUUCCACAUCAAAUGUCACAUACCUCGCAUACCUGAUUUCCCCGAGAUUUGGAAACAUGAGAGCGACCCUUGGCAAUGCCUUCUGUGCACCGACAUGGUGCCCCUGUCUAACAAAGUGGCCGAGGCAGGUGUGAAGCGCAAGGCGUCGACCGCCCUCACCAGCGAGGAGCAGAAACUCGUCGAGAGGAUCCUGCUCGAGCUCUACUGCCAGUACGAUCCCAGUCUGCACUUCAGGGAGAUUGUCAGUCCUGAGAACACGGGCUAUUAUGAGGUGAUCAAGAAGCCAAUGUCGUUUGAGAAAGUGAGACAAAAGCUGGACCCGGCCGACACCACAGUCGAAAAGUACACCUGCGUCGAGGACGUCAUCAGUGAUAUUAGGCUCAUAUUCAAGAACGCUUACAUCUAUAAUAGUAUAAACAGCCAGGUAUAUACGGACGCAAAAACUCUGGAAGAGUUACUGGACCAAAUGCUGGAGAAGUGGAUCCCGGCACUGGCUGCCGAACCUGGCAGUACACCCUCUGCCAACAACCAACCCGCUGAGGAGGAGGAGGCCGUGGCUGAGGAGGAAGCAGCAGCGGAGGAGGAGGCCGAGGAUGAUGAGGAGGAAGACGAGGAGGAUGAGGAGAAUGAAGAUGGACAUCCACCGGCCGCCAAACGCGUCCGCAGAGCUGUCUCCGACUGACCAGAGGCACUGACUCCCCUUAAUUCGACGGGAGUCUCUCCGCAGUUUCCUCCUCCCGAGAAUCCGGAUCUACUUCAACUGUAGUGUUUCCUCCUCCCGGAAAUCCGGAUCUACUUCAACUGUAAAGUGUUACCUUCUCCCGGAAAUCCGGAUCAAAUUCAACUGUAAAGUUCUUCGCACCUACUUCAACUGUAAAGCGGUCCUCCUCCCGAAAAUCUGGACUUACUUCAACUUCAAAAUCUACUUCAAAUGUAACUUCAACUUGUACUUCAAGUUUCGCACCUACUUUAACUUCAAAGUGUGAUAAUGUGUUUCAAGUUGUAAUUUUUGUUCUGAUUUCACCGUUAUUUGUAUCGUCAAUGAGUUUGAUUUCACCGUUAUUCAGUGAUUUCACUGUUAUCGUCCACAAAUUUGUUUUCAUUUUAAUGAAUCUCUGUGAAACUUACUAGAAUAAAAUGUAAAGUGUUGACUAUGUUUAUGUGAAAUCCGAUAGGAAAAUUUCAUGUUUUUCAAUUUAUUAUGCACGCUGAACACAGGGACAUUAGUAGUUUCUACUAGCUGCUCCGGGAUCGCGGAAUUGGAGAUGUUAUUUACAUGUAUUUUCUGAACAUUUCCAAUUCCGCAUUCCCUUGCAGCUAGUGGAAGCUACUAUUGUCCCUGUGUGCAGGAGAUUCAUUUUCUCAUUCAUUACUGAGGCAGCUUACCUACAGAUAGCAAGCUAUUGUUAGCAACGUAACGAAAAUUGCACAACCCACAAUGUUGAAUGAGUUAUUGUUCAUAGUAAGGUUGAUAGAAAACUUGACUAGCAAUUAACUAAGCAACCACAUUUGUGACUAGAAUUUUAUCAAGGAAAUAAAGUUUGGACUAGGAAUUAACUAAUCAACUAUAGUUGUGACUAGCAAUUUACUUAGGAACUACAGUUGCUCCUAGCAAUUUACUUAGCAACUACUGUUUCUCCAGCAUCUUUUGCGUCAAUAUGAACAACAUAAUCAACUUUGUGUUAAGCUGUGUAUUUGGCUAUCAACUUAGAAAUUAGAGUUGCUGUAAUUUCCGUUACGUUACUAUCACCAGUUGCUUUCUGUAUGAUUGUGAGCAGCCUACGACGUGGGUGUUACUGGUCUAAAUUGUUCGAACUGAAUAUUAUUUUAUUUAUUUGUUAAAAUUCAAUGCAAUUGAUAAUUUUCCAAUAGAAAUAAUCGAUUUACGAGGAUAAAUCGAAAACUGAACAACUGAAUAAAGAAAAGUAUAUAGGUGAAAAGAGGAAAUAGAAAAUAUUGUUCAUUUUUACAAAUACUUGAUUGAAUUAUCUAAAUGUUUUGUGGAAUUAACACUUUUGGCCACUCAUCAAGUUUUGUGGAGACUAAAGUACAUUAAAAUCAUCCAUCAUCUCUCAUGAUAUUUUAAUUACCAACCCUACUUCUGAAUUAGAUGGUGAAGUGUCCUUUGAAUUGAAAGACAUGCUAUUUGGAUUCGUCCAAUGUUAUUUUAUCUUUCAAUUAUUGAAAUUGCAUUAUUGGUGUGUAAAUUUAUUGUUAAUAUGCUUAGUGCUGACAUUUUUGGCCUGGUACCCUUCAAAUGUGACUAUGAGUGAUAUUGAAAAUUUUUGUAUAAAGCUGCUAGAAAUGAAUUCUUGUAAUUUUACUUUAGAAAUGAAUCCUUUAGAUAUGAUGGUUUCUUUGAAAUGUGUUAGGAUCAACAAAUUUAUUUAUAGAUGAUAGAUGAUAGGUAUUGAAUGAACUCUAUAAAAAUAAUGAAUGAAUCCUGUAGUUGGUUAAUAAUGAAAUAAUGCGGAACUAUAAUACCCAUAUUGAUAUUAUAUAGUUUAUUAAGAAGAAUAGUUUAUUGAUAUACAUCGCAGUAUUUCAUUUAAAGUUGGUUGUCUCAACUUUGAAAGACAAACUUCAAAUUCCUAAGGAUUGUUUGAUUCAAUCAACAAUUACCGAAUUAUAGAACAAUGAAAACAAAACAUUGAAUGUAAUUUUUACUAGGUUUAUUCAAUUGAUUAGUUUACCUAACGAAUAUUUUGUUUUUAAGCUUUUUCUAAUAUUUGAACCCAGUAUACAGCUUGAUUGUUGAAUAUUUAUUUCACUUUUGUAUUUCCUAUUUAUUGUUUAGAUUGAUAUUAUUUGAAAUUUUUUAAUAAAAUUCAUUUUCUGAAGUGCAGUUGUUUCGUUAGUAUUGUAGUUAACAGACUUGAGUAUUAGCUAACCAGAGUUCAAUCUCUCUUCUAUCUAUUCUAGUAAAAAAAUUGUAAUAUAUUAUUCAUUACAUUAUUUGUUAAACUUCACUUUACGGGAAAUGAUUAUAUUCACAAAACGCAUUUUAGAAAUACUUCAUAGCUAGGUAAUAAUUAUUUGAUCAUAUUUUAUGGCUUCGAUUCAUAAUGUUGCGACUUGUGACUCCUGUCAACUAUUUUUCGUGACAUAAUGAUAAAAUCUUAUGUUUAUUAUUGUUUUUGAUAUAAUAAUCUCAGUGGGAAACUACUGGCUAGGGUCUCUCUGCCUCUUCAAAAGAUAAAAUAUUGAUAACAGUAGUCGUUUGAAAAUAUGGUUUAUUAAAUAUAUUAUAAGUAAUAAUUAAUCAACACUUGAUUAGUUAAUUUUUGACACUUUAGUGUUGGUCUGGCUUCUUAUACCUAAAUAUGGUCUGAUUCUUAAUACCUGUAAUGGUAUCUGAAAGUGAUAAUUUUAAUUUUUUAGAAUUUUCUGCAAGUAAAAUAAACUCAACACUCAGAUUGAACUGAAAAUAGAACAGUAAGUUAGUUGUAAAUAACGUUGAUUAUGAAAUGAAAUAAAAUAUGGAUUUAUGUUAAAUAUGAAAUGAAAUAUAAUAAUUUCCUUUAUUAGACAAAGUUAGGAUUUCGAGGUCCUAUGUAUCACUCAACCUUGAAUUAGACUGUAACAUGAUGUAAAGUAAAAAAAAUAUUUUUAAAUAGCUAUAAUUUAUUGGAAUUCUCAUUCGGUCUAUAGAAAACUGAUGAUAAAUUUACAAUAAAUGGCUAUCAUUCAUGACACUGUGUUUGUUAUGAAUAAUAGAGACAAAGUCACAGUUAAAAAUUAUAUUCCUGAAGAAUAUCUCUUCCAUCAUAAUAAUCUCCAGUCUUAUAUCUCUGUGAUUCAUUACAACUGAAUUUAUAUCUAUUAUAAUCGUAUAAUUUUAGAACAUAAUCUUUUUAGGUACGGUAUACAUGUCUUUCAGAAACCUGUAAACUGCUCUCCCUAUGAUAUUGAUAAAAUGUGUAAUGUGAAACGAUUCUUGCCCUGUUUUAGUUUACGUUAUCCAAGUACUAUUCUUAACAAAGAUUAAAAUUUACCUAUCAACUUACCUGAAGCAAUUGUCCUCUUUCCAAUGUACCACUUUUAAAGGGUUAUUUUUAAUUAUCAGGCGUUAAUAAGAAACUAUAUUGUUUAAUAUUUUUAAUUGCUUGAAAUUAAUUAUUUUUAAUCAUGUUGACAUGCUAUAAUUAUAAGUAAAUUAUAUACUUAUACAUAAUUGAUUUAUAAAUUGACAUGCUAGUAUGAAACUAUCCUAAUUUGAAUUAUUGUAUAUUUUUUCAUUCAUCAAACCUUUUAAGAUACUUUUUAAUCUAGGCUACUCAUUUAUUCAAAGCAAAGAAAUGAAUUAGACUAUAUCUACCAUUUAAAUUUUUUUAGUGAUUUUAACAUUUUAAAAUUUAUAUUAGGUAGCCUACGUUACUGUGAAUAAUUUGAAGCAGUUGACAUUUGCAUUACUUAUAAUGUUCAAUUCAUCCUAUUUAUUACUGCUCUUGUGAUUUCACAAGAUAUAAUCUUUAUCAAUUUAUUCUUAUCAAGUUUCACCCUGUUUAUUGAUUAUUAUUUAUUUCACUUCACUGUUAUGUUGGUUUUGUACACAGCGUGCUGUAUUUAUCGAUUUUUUAAAUUUCGAAUCUACAUUAUCAAUAGGAUAAAUGUAAUCUACUUUCACCUGAGGUGUAAGCUUUUCUAUGAUAUUUGACUAUAGUUUUACAAAAUUGAAGAAAUACAAGUACAUGCGUUCAAUUCACGACUUUCAAAUCUCUUUGAAUGCAGAAAAAAUUUAGUUGAAAUUAGCAUAAUAAAAUUGUAAAAAAUUGACACAUAAAAAAUUCACGCUUUAUGAGUGUAAAACAGUUGAAGCUCAAGAUGUUGAAUAAUAUUGCACCUAUACGUUCAUAUUUUCAUAUUGAAAGUGAUCUCUUUAUCACACAUUAGAACAAGUCAAUGAUGAUAGACCAGAUUCAGUUAAAAAGAGCUUAUUUAGUUGUUUCAACGUUAACUAAUUAAUAUUCCUUCAAUAGAAUGCCUCACAUUGAGGCUAAUCAAUUCAUUGUAUUUCAAUAAAUUGGACAAGGUGUUCUUAUUUUCUACAAAAGAAGCAUGCACCAGGCCUGUUAUAAAAUUAUAACUAACUUGUAUUCUUGAGGGUUGGAAAAUCCUUAUGGAUGUUUUUACCUUUUUAUUUAGUAUAAAUCUUAAGGGGAACUUAAUCUAUUAUUAUCAGGUAAGGAGCCUUAUUCUUUCUAGUGUGGAAUUAUUUCAUUUCAAUAAAAUAGCUCCAUAGUAUGGUACAUGCUUCUAUUGAAACCCACCUUCUAGGAAAAUGUUAUGUUGUCUAUAUUUUUGGUUUAGAAAAUUUAUAAAUUUAAGUGUUAUUAGUCUAGAAACAAUACGUUUUCUAUCGUACUCUGUAAAUACAUUAUGAACCAAUAUUUGAAUUUUGCUAAGGGAUCAAUUUAAAUAUACAUCACUUAGAUAGAUUCUAGAUUAAGCCGAUAUGAUAUUAGUAGAAAUAAAUCAUUUUGAAUCAUGAAGAAUUUACUCAUUUGCAAUCAUAAAAACAUCCUAGACUCAUCUCACUCUCCACUGUAUUCAAACCAUGCUAUUAUAAUUAAUACAAAAAAAUCAUUUCCAUUCCUGGAAUCAUCAAAAAACUGAUCAUUUUCAUUUCUGAAAUCUUCAAAACCUUAAUCACUGAAUCAUGAACUCAUUCAGAUAUCACCAAGUCUUUCAGAUACUCAAUAAAGUUUUUAUGACUUCAGUGGCUAUAUAUUUUUAUAAAUUCACAAAAGCUAUAAUGAUUAUGUUUUGUGCUGUCCUAGAUUCAAUGUCAAUGCAAUAAUAAUGCAAAUCUUAGAUAGUAGUAGGAUAAAAAUGAGGUACAAAUAUGAAGACAUCCUUCAAAGUGAUUAGUGAGUCAAAUUAUAUUUUUUGUGAAUCUACAAUUAUUAUCUACUUGUAUAAGCUCUUUUUUAUUUGUAUAGUCAACCUCUUGACUUAUUCAACAAAGAAUAAAUUAAUAAAUCAAUAUUUUGUUGCAAUAGACUUCAGCCUGGCAAAAUAGUUUUAAUAAAUAAAUUCUAUAGAGUGUCCCAGAAAGAACGCAACAUUUGAAUUCUAUGCCAUUGUUAGUUUGGUAGCACUGUUACUGCCUGUUUUGCCAUCUGCGGUUGGUUGACAUGGAAACGCAAUGUGAUUAUCAAAACGCAUUACAAAAGUAUGGCGAAUGUUAUGCCAUAUCGAAACGUUUGUGGAAUUUUCGGUCGACAGAUUUCACUAAAUCAGUUUAACAGUUAAGAUACUCAUUGAAAAGUUGGAGGAAACAGGUUUGUUUUGGGAUACUAAACGUCCAGGACCCCCACGUCUUGGCCGGUUUAUCGAGUACAUUGCUGAUGACUAACAAAGUAUUACCAAGAGUCCAGGGAGACAGAAAUUGUGUUAAAAAAGUGAAAAUGUGUCACUAAAAUCGUGGAGGGAAUUUUUGUCUGAUAUUGUUUGUGUUCCACAAUCAACAAUUUCCAUUGUAAUGGAAAAUAUUGUAAAAUUAUAAGUAAAUAAUAAUGAUGAUUUAAUUGAAAAUUCAAAGGUUGCGUUCUUUUUGGGACACCAUAAGUGAAAAUUAACUAUAUUCUGCCUUUGAAUAAUACAACAGUUAAAUACAAUAAAUAUUAGAAAUACUUACCGUUCUUUAUAGUAAUCAUAUUAGGCAUAUGUGUUGAGAAAUUUGAAUUUCAUUCGGGUAAAUUGAUGCCUUGUGAAUACCACUGCCAAUCGCAUGACUGCGACUCUAAUGUUAGAAUUUUUCAACCGUGAUUAAAUAUGGAAGAUUUUAUUAGAAAUUGUAGCUGAUAAACUGCUGAAAUAUUAUUUAUGUAUAAUAACUAUUUCAAAUAUCCAAUGAAAGCUAUAUAAAUAGAACUAAGAUCUUCUGCUACUGAAAAUAUCGCCUUCUGUUAUUUAGUUCUUCAGUCAAUAUUUGCUGUAGCAGAAGUCCUUAGUUCUAUAUGGCUUUCAUUGAAUAUUUAAAAUAAUUAUUAUUCGUGGUUAAAUGUUUGAAAUCGUCGCCGUCAUCCAAUUGCAGUGGUAUUGUGUAUACAGCUUAAAAAAAUUAAUACUAAAUUUGUAAACAAAAAUACAUACUUUGAAGUAAACUGGAAGCAAUUGGUGACCCUUUGUUUGCGAAAAAAGUGACUUGUGAUUAGAUUAUACUGAAACAUUAUUAUUGAAAAUUAUUAAUUUCUUUUAGAUGAAUUUAACUUGGAGUAGUUUAAAGAGUGUAGGACUAUAUUGUAAUUUUUCGAUUAUUAAAAUAAAGCAAUAAUACAUC